This is a messenger RNA of Haemorhous mexicanus (house finch), 2690 nucleotides long. It is a transcript of the gene CD40LG, whose product is annotated as CD40 ligand. Gene Ontology annotation, biological process: immune response. Bases 132 to 983 code for a protein of 283 amino acids. Gene Ontology annotation, molecular function: tumor necrosis factor receptor binding. Gene Ontology annotation, cellular component: membrane. The transcript has 6 exons. The record is from RefSeq and is a predicted model, not a curated record. Lineage: Eukaryota; Metazoa; Chordata; Aves; Passeriformes; Fringillidae.
UAUGAAGAGCUUUUUCCAGGAAGUGUAGGUUGCUGUACCCUGUAUCCCCUGAGCAGCAGGCGCUCGCACAGCAGUUCUCAUGCUACUUGCAAGCAGCGCAUUUGGAGGAGCCCCAGCAACGUGCACGGAGGAUGAACGAACCCUAUGGCCCUGAGGCACCCCGUCCCAUCAGCAGCACAUCUCCUGGCAUCAUGAAAAUGUUCAUGGGCUUCCUCACUGUAUUUAUUGUAGUGCAGACCAUUGGGACCGUGCUGUUCUGUUUGUAUCUUCACAUGAAGAUGGAUAAGAUGGAAGAGGUGUUGAGCUUAAAUGAAGAUUACGUCUUCCUGAAGAAAGUACAGAAAUGUCAGACAGCAGAAGGUCAGAAGUCGACAUUAUUGGACUGUGAAAAGGUUAUAAAGGGCUUCCAGAACAUCCAGUGCAAGAAUGGAUCCCCCAAGGAGCAGCCCAGGUUUGAAAUGCAGAGAGGUCCUGAGCACCAUGAGCAUCCCCGUGUGACUCACAAGAACGAGACAUCUGUGGCAGCAGAGAAGAGGAAGCCAAUUGCAGUUCACCUGGCAGGUCAGCAGAGCAACAAGGCAGGCUCAGUGCUGGAGUGGAGGGAGACCAUGUAUGGCCCCACAAACAGCUUGAUAUCCAACAAGGAGGGGAAACUGAAGGUGGAGGAAGCAGGGCUCUACUACAUCUACUCCCAAGUCAGCUUCUGCACCACGGAAGUGUCUUUGGCACCCUUCACCCUCUAUAUUUAUUUACAUAUCCCCAAGGAAGAGGACCGGCUCUUGCUGAAAGGACAAAACACACAGACCUCUUUGAAGACGCAUGAAGAAGAAAGACACUCGAAGACCGUCUGUGGACUCCAGUCCAUCCGUGUGGGAGGUGUCUUCAACCUCCGGGAAGAUGACAUGGUCUUUGUCAAUGUGACAGACUCCACAAAAGUGAAGUACAGCCACGGCAACACCUACUUUGGCAUCUUCAAGCUGUAGUGAGGAAAGGGCUGUCCUGAACUAGGAAUCCAGCUCAACUUUCUUGAACAAAGUGCCUUUCCCUUUUUCCCUUAUUUAUGUUCCUCUGCCUUUCUGUUUUUCUUGUUUCUUAAUUUGUAUAUUUUGUUAUUUAUUAAUGAGGGCCAAGGGGCCCUGAGAACACAAAUGGAACAAAGUUUGAAGAUGUUAUUAUUUGCUUUCAGUUUUUAUUCUUUUGCAGCCAGUGAUUUGGUACAUGCUGGUGUUGUAUGUCUGGGUCCACCACAUCCCACAUUCCUGGCAGGGUUGAUGUUCCUGUUAUGUCAUAAGAGCUUUGUUUACCGAACUCUGCCAUCAGUGUUUCUUUCCUAGAAACGUAGGAUGGCUCAGGGUACUUCAGCCAAGCUAGGUUCAUGCAUAUCUCUGGUUCCAAUCUGCUUACAAACAUCAGUGGAAAAACAUUUAAAGGCUUAGGAACAUCUUCUCUAAAGGAAUCAGUAAGCCCAGCACUGGUAGCUGCUGGUGAGGCAAUGUUGCCACCCCAACUGUCAGCUGUAUCUGGAGAACCCCCUUUUUUCCAUCCAUGUCUGUCUGUGAAACUCAACCAACUUCCUCAGGGUGGCACUGCCUUGGCUGGGUUCAUACUUGGUGACAAUCGCUCCACACCAGAGGGGUGAUUGGUGGCUGAGGGAGGACUGCAGAUUUCAAGGCAGAGAGAAAGUAGGGCACUAGUGGUGGUCUGCUCUUGGUGACCUGAAUCAGUUCACCACACUGUCCUCCCACCUCUGCUGGCAGAGGACCCUUUGCCUGUGGACAGUUUCACUACCCUGUGGAAGGGGCACUGGGCACCACCGUCAAAACUGGAACUGCAUCUUCUCCUGAGAUCCCUCCUACCCAAGGAGGAGGACCAGGAAACCUGCCAGCGGGUGGCAGGACCACCUACUUCUUCCCUCCAAGACACGUGCAGAGCAUCUUCUGAUUGUUCUCAGUGAGGACGUGUCCACAGGGGCAUUUUUCCUGGAGCUCCAGGAGAGCAGGACUGUGCAGAUGCCCCCUUGGGCAGGGGGUACCUGGGUGACACUGCACAUUAGGGUCUUCCCAACCCUAUUCUCCAGCUUGGUCUGCAGGGAGGAUGAUCAGAGCACAAGGACAUUGAUUGCAUUUUAAAAAACAUUUGAAGAUGACACAUGUGACAAGCCUGGGGUUUUUGGUUGUACCGGUCACACUUAGAGUGUCAAAGUUUGGAAAUAAUCUUGGAUGCCAACAAGUUUGCAAAUGGAAGAGCUUCUAGAUUUGGACAGUCUUUAGGCUCUGUUGUGCUGGAGUCUGCAGGUCUAGUCCUAACAUAGUACCCAAAUGCCACCACUGGUGGGACAGAAGGGGCGUUCUUUGCACAGCUCAUUGCAGAGCUCGGUGCCCAGCACAGCCUCCUUCAAAAUCAAUAGAGCUCAGGGACUGUUUGGUUUCACAAUAAUUUGGUAAGUAUUUUUUGGAUGUUCUCCAAAAGUACCUAACUUUUUUAGGGGAUGGACCACUCUUGUCUGACAUCUUGUAUGAAGGCUAUUUAACUAAACCCAUCUUAUAUUUGUAACCAGAGAGACUGAGUGCCAGAGGACUGUGCAUUAUGCUGUGUUUUGCAGCAUAAUUCAGGGUUCAUGGUUCCCCCUUCCACAGUGUGGGGUUUCUUCCACUGAUCACCCCACAAUUAAUACAAUUUAUGGAUUCAGA